UCUGUAUAUAUACCCGUCCAGACCGUGCACCUGCGUCAGUAAAGCAGCGUUUACCUAUUCGCACAGAAAUGACCUCAACUGAGGGAAACACUCCGACGACGUACAAGUUGACAACCUUGGACAACGACAUCAACCAACACUUUCAGGAUGCGAUUGAUGUGAUUCAGCAGCAUUCAAGUAAUUCAUACUAUGAUUCAGAUUACACCUACUACGAGACUCUGGGCGCGCAGCAGCCGUCUCUUCAAUGUCAGAUCUCCUGCUGCCUCGUCACGCACCAGUCGGACGUCCCAACUCCUGUAUACGACUGGAAUGACACAGCUCAGUCUUGGCCUCAGACCAUCCCAGACGUCUCCUUGAGUCACUCGUUGCAGAGUGAAUCCCCACAUUUCUACUCCAUCUUACCACCGCAGAGGAACAGCAAAGGGCGUAAGAAGCUCAGGCUUUACGAGUACCUCCACGAAGCUCUGAAUGAUCCCAGCAUGGGAGACUCAAUCCAGUGGACGGACAGCGGCACCGGCACCUUCCACUUUGUCUCCAAGAAUAAGGAGAAGCUGGCCGAGUGCUGGGGCCAACGCAAGGGCAACCGCAAGACCAUGACCUAUCAGAAGAUGGCGAGGGCUUUGAGAAACUACAGCCGCACCGGCGAGAUCAUCAAAGUGCGUCGCAAGCUCACCUACCAGUUCAACCCGGACAUCCUGCACAGACUCGGUUCCACGCAGGUGUCCGUGCACCUGCCCUGCCACGCGGCGCAGGAGGAGGUCCACACCCAGCAGCAGAACCCGGCAGAGCAGAGCUACUGCGGCUCCACGGCGGCGGACUGGCACAACUGGUACGCACACUACCAGCUGCAAGAAGACUACGACCUGGCCUCGAGCUUCACCUCAUACAACUCGUCCAAACUCUGAGCCGGAGUUUUCGCACAGAAGGAAAAAAGACGAAAUCCUUUAAACUGUGAAAGUUUGAAGAGUUUCACAGACUCAGCGCAUGUCAUUACAUGUUAAACUAUUAAUGAAUUGACAAAAAGUGUCAUUAUUUUCAGUUUUACUGUAAUUUAAGUUGUAAAUAUGAGUGAACAGAAUGUCUAGAUUUAAAUAAAACUUUGUUUGUUUUUUAAAUAUAUUGUUCUGUAGCAGUUUCCAGUAGAGUGUGCAUGUUUUUUUAACAUACUGUAUCAUUUAAUAAAAAAAAAAAUUAAAUAAGUGUAAAGCCUGAAUGCAUUAUUUUAAAUUUGUUGGUUCAACGUGGAGGAAUAACACUGUACAGUACUUGUAAAUAUUUUUUAAUAAUUUCUAAGAUAAAAUUAAUCAAUCGAUCUCUUUAAUUUGAAAGAUAUUUUACCUACUUUUUUCUGUUUGUUUGGUUUAAGUCAGCUCCGUCUACAUGUUUUACUGUACGUUACAAAACCUGGAUUGUGUUGUGAAAUCGUUGACAAUUAAAAUAAAAUGUGCAUUAUUAAGAAAAA
Messenger RNA from Mugil cephalus (flathead mullet), 1462 nucleotides. It is a transcript of the gene spic, whose product is annotated as Spi-C transcription factor (Spi-1/PU.1 related). Gene Ontology annotation, molecular function: DNA-binding transcription factor activity, RNA polymerase II-specific; sequence-specific DNA binding. Lineage: Eukaryota; Metazoa; Chordata; Actinopteri; Mugiliformes; Mugilidae. Gene Ontology annotation, cellular component: nucleus. The transcript has 5 exons. Gene Ontology annotation, biological process: regulation of transcription by RNA polymerase II; cell differentiation. Bases 69 to 905 code for a protein of 278 amino acids. The record is from RefSeq and is a predicted model, not a curated record.